Messenger RNA from Anneissia japonica, 669 nucleotides. RefSeq names its product ras-related protein Rab-9A-like. Gene Ontology annotation, cellular component: phagocytic vesicle; lysosome; late endosome. The annotation marks the transcript as partial. The transcript has a single exon. NCBI's taxonomy places the organism in Eukaryota, Metazoa, Echinodermata, Crinoidea, Comatulida, Comatulidae. The record is from RefSeq and is a predicted model, not a curated record. Gene Ontology annotation, molecular function: GTPase activity; GTP binding. Gene Ontology annotation, biological process: retrograde transport, endosome to Golgi.
CAUUAUGCAUAUCUAAAAAAAUUGUUAUUUUCAGGAAUGCUGAACUGCUUAUACAGUUGACAGUUUCGUUGAAAUAAAGACAACAUGCCAUCCAACAAAAGUAUGCCAGUAUUAAAGGUAGUUCUACUUGGUGAUGGAGGUGUUGGUAAAAGUUCAUUGAUGAAUCGCUUUAUUAGUGACAAGUUUGACAGCCUCUCAUUUCACACCAUUGGUGUAGAAUUCUUAAACAAGGAUAUUAAUGUUGAUGGGGAGAAUUACACAAUGCAGAUAUGGGAUACAGCUGGACAAGAAAGAUUUAAAAGCCUCCGAACGCCAUUUUAUCGAGGAUCUGACUGCUGCUUAUUGACGUUUAGUGUGGACGACUUAAAGAGUUUUAAAAAUCUUACCAUGUGGCAGAAGGAGUUUUUAUUUUACGCUGAUGUACAAAAUCCAGACACAUUCCCAUUUGUAGUUUUGGGAAAUAAGGUUGAUGUUAGUGAAAGUGAUAGACAGGUUUUUGAACCAAUGGUGAAAACAUGGUGUGAGGAGAAUAACAAUACCCCAUAUUAUGAAACAAGUGCAAAAACUGCUGUUAAUGUGAAGGAAGCCUUCACUGCAGCAGUGCAGCGCGUCUUAGAACUUGAUCACAGAUUUGGAUUUUCUGAAGGAAAUGAACAUGCAAUUAACCUA